AACCAUCGUGGCAAACGUUGUGCAAAGGCCAGCCUCGGUUGUACGGUCACUAAAUUUCACGCUUUCCACUUCGCCGGGCGAGCCUUGACCGUCUGAAAAACCUUUGACACCGAUCGCGGAAAAACUUGAGAUGUUUAUUCAACAUCUCCUAAGAAACAUUUGAUUGAUCAAGUUCUGAAAUAAAUUCGCGGACAUCGACCUGUUUCCAGCAUACGUGUCUACAAACCCCCUGAUACGUGCCAGCUCUGUUUGGUUGACAUUGCGUGAGAAAAUUGUAAAAAUGAAAAACAAUAUCGUAUGAAGAUUUUAUCGUCUCUUAAACGAAGUGCUAACGAUAAGUGAUCAAAAGUUGUGUCCACGGUAGAACUUGGGUCGAGUGUUGUGUAUCAUAUGCGUUACAAGAAAGUGGGUGUUGUAUCACAGUGAAUAAUUUUCAGAAUCGAACCCUUUCUUUAUGAAGAAUUUAAUUCUGAGUAUAACGACAUACGAAUUCUAUAAACAUUUUUUGACAAAUUGAAUACAGGAUUAUGUUUAUUUUCUCUGUGAAAUUAUAGGGUGUCUCUUUAACGAGGAAAUUCUUGUACAAAACUGUAUGGCUUCGAAUUUGAUUUGACGAAGAUAAAUUUGAAAAAUCAUUGCAUAAUGUCCGAAUAAAUUAUACACGUGAUUAUAAUUCAGCCUCACAGAGCUAUCGGUGAUUGUGGUUUAAUAUUCUGUAUGAUCGUGCGGCACACCGUAAUCUGAUGAGUUCCCCGAUCUCACCGGCAGUUCAAAGUCAACCGCAAAGUCAGGGUCGAGAUUCUAGACGACAAGUGAAUUUGAGGGCCGAAUACUUAUUCGCCUGGCAAUUAUUCGUGGCGACGUGUGCUUGGUGUCACAGGUGGGGAUUGGCAAUAUCUCCAGUCAUGUGAGUGCAUAAAUGGCAGUUCCAUCGGCACCAGGAAACCCCGUACCAAUAAACGGACUAUGGGCAUCUGCCUGGACACUGAGCAACAAAAUGGAUCGCAGGUUUUCGAAGACGGUAAUAGGCGGCGAACAGGAAGAUGGCAAGGUGAGGCAGGACUUCUAUCAACACCUCCAGACGGGAAUUUUCCCAUGCAAAAUGUUGGGCAGGUCAAAUUUGAAUCACCAAAAGUCCCUGUCAUUUUCGUUCUCGGGGGUCCGGGAAGUGGCAAGGUGACCCACUGCGACAAUCUGAUGCACGAGAAAAAGGGGAUUACUCAUAUCAACAUGACGGAUCUUUUGCAGCAGUACGCGAUGGGGAAUGACAUGCUCGACUUUGGACUCCUCAGCAGCAAAACGGUGACUGAAGUUCUGAUGCUCGAAAUGAAAAUGGCACCAAACGCGAAAACAUUCCUGGUCAGCGGAUAUCCGAGGAACAUGAGAGACGUGGUCGAGUAUUCCGAGAAGAUACAAAUCGUUAACGGGGUAGUUCUCGUUUCGUGGAGACAGGAGAUUUUGGAGAGGCAAAUCGAUUACGGUGCUCAAUUGGGACACGUUAUUCUCGGUCUGGCCAGAAUGGAACUCCACAAUUUUUACCGAAACGUUAUGCCGGUUGCUGAGUAUUUCGAUCAGAGCGGGAUGCUGAUUGCGGUGAACGGCGAAAGAAAUCCCAGUGAGGUGUACGUUGAUUUUCGGGAGGCAAUCCUGAAAAUCCUGGGUAUGUCUGACGGAAUUAAGGGUACCGGAAAUCCUCCAGGAUCCGUUGAAGCCGAGGUAAAGGUCGAGAGAGGAAUAACUCCGACAUCCCCCCUCGCGAAACAGACAGUAGUUACCGAUCUUACUCCAUCGCCACCGAAGACACUGAUGCCACCUGAACUUCAACCCUCGAAAACAGCAAACAAGCCCAGGAAGGGCCUACCAUUCUUCAUCUGGGUCAUAGGUGGUCCUGGGAGCAACAAAGCGACCCUCAGCUCGCAGGCGAUACAGGACGAGGUCGGAUGGGUCCACAUCAGCAUCGGAGGCCUUUUGCGAGGAUUGGCGAGCUCGAAUCCGAUAGUUCGGGAGGCCAUCCUUGCCGGGGAGAUGGUGCCGAGAGAUAUAGUCAUGCAAUUGGUCGAGAAACAGGUUCUGCUCCAUAGGGACACGGACGGAAUUGUUAUAGACGGAUUUCCGAGGGAUUCUGACCAAGUAGAAGAAUUCGAGAACAAGUUUGGUCAAGAACCGUCGUUGUUACUUCUCGAUUGCUCUAAGCUCCAAUUGGGCAGAGGUAGACUGGACGACAGCGUCUCGGCAUUUAGAAGGAGACUGGAAAUAUUCAGAGAACUCUCAUUGCCCAUGUUGAAGAAACUGGACAGUGAAAAUCGACUGACAAUCGUGGACGGAGACACCGACACCAAGAACGUUCAAGACGAAUUUACCGCUGCGCUUAAGAACCUCGUGUCCAAUUCAUCGCGGCAAAAGAACAACGAGGAUUCAAAUUCGGUUACAACAGGCGAUAUUUCCGAGAGAAUAGUUAAUUUCAUACCAAACGGUUUUGCCAAGUCGGUAAAUCAGAUGACGAAUAAUGUCCAGACAUUGGGGAAAACCCAAUUAUCAAACGGGACAAAGAAUGCGAUUGACAAAGGAAUGAACGGGGUCAGCAAGGUCAGAGAUAAGACGAUGAACGGAAUGGUGAAUGGGAUAAACUCGAUAUCGAAACAGGUACAGAAUCUCGUUGAGCAGGGUAUUAAGGUGGGUGAAAACGGCGUUGGGAAAAUGGCAAACGGCAUUGCGAACAACGCGAAACAUUUGGCCGUUAACGGGGGCACCUCGAUACAUAAUGGCGUUGCCAAUGGAUUUGGAAAUCUCGUUAACGGCCACUUACCAACGAACAAAGUUGCUCCAGUAAGGAAUAUGUUGUCUCAGAAUAAUUUACCAAACCCAGUUAGAAAUAUGUACAAUGAAGUCGACGCUUACCAGCAGGAUCUUCAUAUUUGAUAUAAGCCAUCUGUGCCGAUAUAAUUAUUGUAUUUGAUUAAAAUUCUCGAACAAUAAUCAAAUAAUGAGACCAAAUAAAAAUCUUUAUGACAAUAGGAAAAAUGCAAAAAUUUUAAAACAAACGCAGAAAGAUUGAGAAUUUCAGGAAGAGUCAUUGUUUUUCCGAAAAGCUCUGAAGUCGAUUUUUCCCUUCGGAUUAAUUCUUCGAACGAUUUUGUUUUGGAAAAUUCUUCACAUACAGCAUUUUUCGGAGUUGAUACGAACAUCUCGAAGAAAUUUUUUAAGUACCUUUGAACAAUAAACUUCAAGGGGCUUCAUCAACGCGUAAAUGGGUUCAUUCAUAUGCUACCGGCAUUUGAUGAAUUAACGAAUCCGUCCGAUACAUGGUCAAUAGGAAAAAAGAGUCUGAGGCAAACAAGGGACUAAAGGUAUAUAAUUACGGUAUAUAUAUACUGUAGAUAUAAUAAUCAUAGGCAGCUUAGUUACCGUGUACCGUUAUGUAAUAUAGAAACUGUGUAUAUCUGUAACUGAAAACUGCUCACGAUCAGAAACCUAGUUAGGUAUAGGAAUUCUGCAUACGAUAGCUACUAUAAUUAUCUAAGAUUUUUCUUAUUUCAAAUUUAUGUGUACAUCACAUUUGAGAACCACUGAUUUUUUUUUUUUUUUUUUAAAUUGUACGUAACUAUACUAACUUUAUUAUACCUAUAUUUUGUGUAAUAAUGAAAUACGAAACAUAGCUUAGAUGAUUAAUGAAUAUUUAAAAGUUGUUCUAUUUUCAAAUGUGUAACUGUGAACUUUUACAAAACAUUUUACGAUGUACCUAGAAUAUAAUGGUAUAUAAUACGCAAACGAUUAGUCCGCAGGCGGACUUUAUGCAUGCGUUACAAUUAACACACGUUAUCACACGAAGCGUUAGCCCAUAUAUCUAAGAACAUGGGAUAGAGUUAUAUAGUACGUAAGGAUCUGCAUACUUACCGUUCCAGACUAGAUGACAUAAG
Messenger RNA from Neodiprion fabricii, 3917 nucleotides. RefSeq names its product adenylate kinase isoenzyme 5. Bases 967 to 2919 code for a protein of 650 amino acids. Gene Ontology annotation, cellular component: cytosol; cytoplasm. Lineage: Eukaryota; Metazoa; Arthropoda; Insecta; Hymenoptera; Diprionidae. The record is from RefSeq and is a predicted model, not a curated record. Gene Ontology annotation, biological process: nucleoside triphosphate biosynthetic process. Gene Ontology annotation, molecular function: ATP binding; AMP kinase activity. The transcript has 10 exons.